AUGUGGGAACCGGUUUCUUUGUCAAAUGUUGAAAACACAGAGAGCAAACAUUUAUUUAACGAGUCGUAUGAUUUUAUUAUUGUUGGUGCGGGGUCAUCGGGGUGCGUUGUUGCCGAACGGUUAAGUAAAAAUCCUAAAUGGAGGGUACUCUUAUUAGAAGCGGGUGGCGAAGAACCAAUAGUAACAAUUAUUCCGGGUUUGACUUCUGCCCUCAUAGGAUCCAGUUCUGACUGGCAGUUCACCACAGAACCGAACGGGAAAAGUUGUUUGGCAAACAAUGGAAGAUGUCUUUGGCCAAGAGGCAAAGGUAUGGGGGGUUCGAGUUCUAUAAAUUCAAUGUCAUACAUCAGAGGUAACAGAGGUGACUACGACCACUGGGCAGAACUUGGAAACGUAGGAUGGGGAUAUGAUGAAGUGUUGCCAUACUUCAAAAAAUCCGAGCGUAAUUUAGAACCUGAAGUCGUAGAGCCUUAUUAUCAUGGCUUUAAUGGUGAACAACCAGUUGCCAGAUAUCCUUACAUUGACCAACCAUCAAAGAUGCUUACUGCUGCUUUUAUUGAACGAGGGCUGCCAUUAAUUGAUUAUAACGGAGCAGAACAAGAAGGAGUCAACCAGGCGCAAGAGCGAUAA
This is a messenger RNA of Pieris brassicae (large cabbage white), 630 nucleotides long. RefSeq names its product glucose dehydrogenase [FAD, quinone]-like. The record is from RefSeq and is a predicted model, not a curated record. Gene Ontology annotation, molecular function: flavin adenine dinucleotide binding; oxidoreductase activity, acting on CH-OH group of donors. Lineage: Eukaryota; Metazoa; Arthropoda; Insecta; Lepidoptera; Pieridae. The transcript is spliced from 6 exons. Bases 1 to 630 code for a protein of 209 amino acids.